AUGGCGCAAGAACUUAUUCGGGGUUACGGUCGAAAACAUAUCUCUCCGAGAUGUAUGGUGCAAAUGGAUGUUCAAAAAGCUUACGACACGGUGGAAUGGUCAGCACUCCACCACAUCAUGUUAGAACUUGGUUUCCCGCAUAUUUAUGUUAAUUGGAUCAUGGCUUGUGUGACUACGGGUUCCUAUCGCUUCUCUAUUAAUGGAACUCCGUCUAAGAUCCUCAAGGCGAAACGUGGUCUUAGACAAGGAGAUCCCAUCUCACCUCUCCUUUUUGUGCUUGUUAUGGAAUAUUUUCACCGGAUCCUUCAAGGAUUAUGUCGGGUACCAAACUUCAAUUUCCACCCGAAAUGUGAAAAGCUAAAGAUUAUUAAUUUGUGCUUCGCUGAUGAUAUCCUGAUGUUUGUGAGAGGUGAUCUGGAAUCAGUGAAAUUGAUCAUGGAUAAAGUUCGUGGUUUCUCUGCUUCUACGGGAUUACAGAUUAGUAUCCCCAAAAGGAGAACCCAAUUACUGAAGAGCGUCAUUUUCUCUAUUGCAAACUAUUGGAUGCAGAUCUUUCCGCUCCCUAAAAAAGUUAUUGAUCACAUUAAUAGUAUUUGCAGAAGCUUCCUUUGGACAGGUAAAGAACACAUAUCUAGGAAAGCACCUGUUGCCUGGGAUCAUCUGAGUAAUCCUAUAGCUGCUGGUGGGUUAAAUUUGAUCUCUCUCAUGGAAUGGAAUAAAGCAACGGUUGAUCCUCUUACUUAUUAUCCUGACAUCCAUUGCUCCUGGAUCCUGAAAGCUAUGUUCAAGCACAGGGAUGACCUUGUUCACACAGACAUUUGGAAGGACUUCUGUAUUACAGGUAAAUAUAUUACUCGAAAAGUUUAUAACCUGCUGCGAGGGGAGAAGCCUAAGGUGACUUGGAGAAAACUCUUCUAUGGGAAUUUGGCUAGACCUAGAGCCAAAUUUAAUCUCUGGAUGACUUGUAUGGAGAGGCUUCCAACCAAAGAUCGCCUGCAGCGUUUUGGUGUGAUCAAUGACGGUAUGGUGCAUCCGAGCAACAUUGUCACCGAUGAUUUAGAAGUUCCAGAAGAGGUUAACGUUGAUAAAGACCUGGUUAACGAUGUUAAAACCAUGAUCGUUGCGAUGGAUGUUCGACAACAAUUUAUAAAUGAUAUGAGCUUUGCGAGUCGUGAACAUUUGCUUGAUUGGGUUUGA
Vicia villosa (hairy vetch) is the source of this 1197-nucleotide messenger RNA. RefSeq lists its product as uncharacterized. The coding region runs from base 1 to 1197 and encodes 398 amino acids. The record is from RefSeq and is a predicted model, not a curated record. The transcript has 4 exons. Lineage: Eukaryota; Viridiplantae; Streptophyta; Magnoliopsida; Fabales; Fabaceae.